AUGUCGCUCAACUCUGUAGUCAGCUCGCUCGUCCGGGCCGCAGCUGGAAUCUCGGCAGAUAUCAGCGACGCCGAGCUCGAUGCGCACGUAGCGAAGCUGCUGGCCGAGGAGGCCAAGGCGAGUGAGCUCAAGUGGAGUGAGCUGGGCUUGGGGGGAUUGCUGGGUACUGGACGAGACGCCCCUGACGCAAACGCACCGAAGCCCAACAAGCGCUUCCUCGCUAGCGUGAUCCGGACGGUGGAUGGGCACAACGCCGCUCUACUCAGAGACCAAGCUCGGACAGCUCGAGAUGCCCGCACAGGUCGGUACAGGGACGACAGCGACCGCGAGCGGGAGCGCGAGUCGACACGCCGCUCCUCACGGCCUUCAGGAAGCGGCAGCGGCGCAUCCAGCCGGCUCUUUGGCGGCGCGAUGAAGAGCCUGGGGAAGGAGGAGCGCGACGUCAAGAGCAAGGAGUGGAGGGAUGUCUACCGGCGGAGAAAUGAGAGGGAGGAAUCGAUUGAAAGGGAAGAGAAGGAGGGGAGGGAGUUUCGGCAUAAGUGGGAUCAACCAAAACCACGGCGUCGCUCGAGAGAUCGCGAUGAGACCAGCGCGGGACCAUCCGGCCCAAGACGGAGAUCUCGGAGGAUGUACGGCUAUUCGGAUGAUGAGGGGUCGAGCCGGGCAGGGGGAAGGGAGGAGGACGAAUUAGAUGAGGAGGCGUACAUGAACGUCAGCAAGCGCAAUCCAGACGGGUUGAGGCGGAAAGGCUGGGAUGGGUCGAGUCGAGGAGAGUCGAGUAGGCGAUACCGCGACGAGGAAAAGGAGGAUGGGGAGCGAGAGCAUAGAGAGAAUAGGCGGGAGCGGCGGAGGAAAGAGAGGGAAGCGAAAGAGAAAUCAGAGGGAAGGGGGGACGAGGAUGACAGGCGAGAUUGCGAGGAUGACCGAGGUCAUCGCUCCGGGAAGAAGCGGACAGAUGAGCGCAAGAGAAAGGAGAGGGAGGACGAGAGCGAAUCGGAUCGAGACUCGGCCGCCAGGCGGCGUCACCGGGACCAUCGACGAAACCGGUCGGGCAGCGAGGACGACCAUCGGAGUCGCUAUGAUCGGUCUCGGAACGGUGUACGGAGCGAUGAUGACCGGAACGCCGAUCAGCGUUCAUCUCGGCGGCCGGAGAGGACCCGGAAGGACUCGUCCGACCACGCCGACGACACCAUGUCCUCGCGGGGGGGUGAAGGGCGCACAGAGCGAGACGCCAUUCGCAGAGAUCGCGGGGACGAUGCCUCCCCAUCGUCCCAUCGCAAUGGAAGGCCAGAGAGCGGAGAGGAGGGACGAAACGGAGAAGAGGCGGGGGGAAAGAGGAAGGGCGAGGGCCGGAUCAGGGACGCGGCCAAGCUGUUUAGCGACGCCAUGCGCCAGGCUACACGGGGCCAGUCUCCCGGACACUCCGAUGCGGCGGAAACGAAAUCUUCACAUCUCACACCUGCCAAAUUGUCCGACAACCGAAACGAGGACGGUCCUGCGAUGGACAAACCAGCCUUCGUCGGGCUCCGCAUCCAGGGAGCUAGUCGACCAGUUGCGCCCGUCAAGAUUGAUUCACCCCCACCCCUGUCGGUAUCUCGCAGAGCGUCAUCUCCGCCUCUUACCAAGUCCACCCACACUUCCAAAUCAUCACCACCCCCAUCAUCACGUCCGGCCGCCUCCUCAUCUUCAUCUCGCUCGGUCAAACGUCCAUCUCCACCUCCAGCCCGGAAUGCCAAGCAUGCACCGCCUGCACCUCCCCCGCCUCCCCCACCUGCGGAAGCACCGCCAUCCCCACCUCCGCCCUCUCCCCCUCGACCAUCUCUUUCCAAGAUGGACCGGUACUUUGAUGGCUCCUACGAUCCCCGGUUGGACCUGGGCGAGGUACCGGCCGAGGGAAUGGUGGUCUCGGUAGGAUGGGACAAUAUGUUGUCUGUACUGAAGGACCGAGGGCGCAAGACCCGCCGAUCCCCCUCUCCCUCCUCCUAUGGCCCACCUCCUCCUCCCCGCUCCGCCCCACCUCGCUCCCCAUCACCCGAAACAGCCGCUCGCCGUGCCGCUCGUAAGGCCCGUAAGGCCCGCCUGGCGGAUGCAGACUCGGAGGACGAAAAGGACCGCGCGAGGCGGAAGGAGAAGAAGAAGCGGGAGAAGGAGAAGUUGGCAGAGUUCGGGAAGAGCCAGCGGGUCGGGGCGGUCGGGGGAGAGGGAGGUGGGGCGGAGGGGUACGCUUAUGUGCCGAAAGGAGGAAUUAGGGAGUGGGAUCUGGGGAAGUAG
Molecule: messenger RNA, 2271 nt
Organism: Dioszegia hungarica
Lineage: Eukaryota; Fungi; Basidiomycota; Tremellomycetes; Tremellales; Bulleribasidiaceae
Exons: 3
Coding region: 1-2271 (756 amino acids)
Source: RefSeq, a predicted model, not a curated record